GACUUCUGGAUGCCUCACUUCAGUGAGUUGAGAGGCAGGUAGUCUUUCUCGGAUGCAUUGGAUAUCAUUUUUCCUUUUCAUCCAUAGAUUCAGUUCUGCUACUGGUUAUAUCAUGUCUAUAUUUUUUAUAAAUUGUCAUGUUACGAUUUUAUGAUGGGCAGCAUUUAGGAGUGCUAAAUAAAAUAAUAUUUUGUGAAACUUCAUUUGUUAUUUGUUCGUUUGUUUUUUUUCAUGGCAGAAAGCCUAAAACAAAGAGAGCCAAAAGAUUUCUUGAAAAAAGAGAGCCUAAACUGACAGAAAACACCAAAAAUGCAAUGCUCAUAAAAGGAGGAAAUGCAAAUUUAACAGUAGCAGAAGUACUCAAAAAUAUUUAUGCCCUGAAAAAGCCCUUCGCUGUGUUAUAUAAAAGGAAUUUUUUUCUAAGAAGUCUGAUUGUUCUUUGUUCCUGUUUGGAUCUCAUAGCAAGAAGAGACCUAAUAAUCUGACCAUAGGUCGUAUGUAUGACUAUCAUAUUCUGGAUAUGAUUGAACUGGGCAUUGAGAAGUUUGUUGCCCUCAAAGAUAUUAAGAACAGCAAGUGUCCAGAGGGAACAAAGCCCAUGCUGAUAUUUGCAGGAGAUGCUUUUGACAUUGAUGAGGAACAUAGAAGGUUAAAAAGCCUUCUAAUUGAUUUUUUCAGAGGCCCUGUUGUGUCCAGUAUUCGUCUGGCCGGCUUAGAACAUGUUCUGCAUUUCACAGCAGUGGAUGAAAAGAUCUAUAUGAGAAGUUACAAGGUGUUAUUGAAAAAGUCUGGUUGUAAAAUACCAAGGAUUGAACUUGAAGAUAUGGGACCCUCAUUAGAUUUGGUAAUAAGGAGAACGCAUUUGGCAUCAGAUGAUCUGUAUAAACUAUCACUAAAGCAGCCUAAAGCUCUCAAGCCAAAGAAGAAGAAGAAUGUCUCUCAUGAUGUCUUUGGGACAAAAUAUGGGCGGAUACACAUGCAGAAACAGGACCUGGAUAAACUGCAGACUAGAAAACUGAAAGGUUUAAAGAAAAGACCGUCUGAAAAGAAAACUGAAGAUGGAGGAGAUCCAAAGAAACUAAAGUUGGAAUGAGAAGUUUAGACUGGAAGGAGCAUUUGAAUUUGGCUCCUAUCAGUGAAAUGCCAUAUAAACUUAAACCUUACUUCAUGUAAAUUUUACUAUUUUGCCUUUUUCUGAAGAUGUUUUUAAACAAUGGAGGAUCUUAAUAAUUUUUUUCUAGUCAAGUUCACCUGAUCUUUUAUACAGAUAUGUAUAUAAUGGCUUGAGGCCAUUAUAGGUGCUUGACCUUGCCAUAAUCUUUUCCCAAUCGUGAUCAUAAAUUAUUUAGAAUAUAAAAUAUAUCAUUUGUUUAUUUUUUCCAGGGGUUUGGAACAGAUUUUCUUGAAGUUAUAUAGAGCUAACGCCUUGUCUAGAAAUAAAGAACAAUUUCUAGAAUGUUUUCGGCCUACAUCCUUUCAAUAUGUUGUUGGUUGACUGCUGUGAGUUAAGUCUGUAUUCUUAUUUAUCAUCAUUGCUGUUUACCAAUCUGGGUUGUUGUCUUUCCAUAUAUGUCUGGAUUUCAAGAGCCAGAAUUCUGAGCAAAUAACCAUGCUUGCUGGAAAUUCUAAGAGCUUAAUAUUUUUGGAUUAUAGUAUAUAUUCUUGCUUUAGGGAAGAGCAACAAAAGCUGCAGGCAUUGCAAAAAGAAAGAAAGCAACCAAUGUACAUGCCUAUAAACAAACGUAUCCAUCAUGCUAUGAAAUACUGAUGCCCAAUUAAUGUACAGCGAGAAAACAAAACAAAAAAAAAAUCCUUGCUUGGGAAGAUUUGUUUGAGCAGAGUCCAAUUUGUUAUCAAGAUAGCUCUUCAGCUUCUGUAUUCAUUUCUACAUUUCCAACCCACAUAAUCCAGAGAUUCUUCAGCCUACAUAGUAUUAAAAGUAUUAAAAAAUACCAAUCCACAAUUUAACAACUAUAAAGAGUAAAACAAUACCAUCCAAAUAGAAAACUACAAACAAUGAUAAUAGAAAAUGAAGGUGGCAUGACAAUAUCAAGAGAAGGUUCUCCACAACAACUCUGUCCUUAAAAACCUCCAAAACAGGGGAGGCUGCUCCAUAGUGCCACUCCCAACCCAGAAAAGCAAUGCCUCCCAGACCUCCCCAAAACAUGGCAUCAUAUAUAGUUUUUCUUUCUGUGACCUAAUUGGUCAUAGGACACAGGGUGAAACUUUAGUUUUUACUGAGGUCUUAUUUUCAAAGUCUUUUCAGAUAGAUGCUGAUAUUCUCAGAACCUGUUACACAAACACUUCAAUAUCCAAUAAGGGCCAGGGUUGUUUCCUUUUAAUAAAGAAGAAUUUAUGCUACAAUCUAAAUUGAGCAUCCAUCUCAUUCUGAGAGUCAGGGUUGAGGUGGUUAACAAAAAACAAAAAUUCAAACUAAAAAGCAUCUUCUUUUAGGUACCAAGAAGGAACUUUAAUUGAUUGCUUGUCCUUUAUUUAUAAUGUGAUAUAUAAGAGUCCAUUCAUUUCCCCCUUAUUCAAGUGGAAAGUUGUUUGUUCAAAAUCUUUCCAAAUCUAUAAUUCAUUGUUAAAGAUGGCUCUCUUUUUCCUUAUUUACCUCUUUGAAAAUUAGUGUGAUUUAAUUAUUUGGCAUACAUGUCAUAAAAAUGAGUGGAAGAUAGUGAGAAAUGUGAAUACACUUGUCAUUUUCUUUUAAUCAGUUGCUGCUGGCAAUGCCUUAAUUAUAAUUUUUUGUAUUGUUCAAGAUGCCCUGAAUAACAUAAUGUUUGAAAUUAUUUCGGUUUCCACUUGACAGCACAUUAUUGAACAAGCUGAUUUUUGUGAUGUAUGUUGGAGUGAUUACUUUCCUCCAUUCUUUAGUUUCUGAAAAAAAUGUUUGAUGCUUCAAUAAUCAUAAAGAGGCCACAUGUGGAGAUAC
Molecule: messenger RNA, 2935 nt
Organism: Thamnophis sirtalis
Lineage: Eukaryota; Metazoa; Chordata; Lepidosauria; Squamata; Natricidae
Source: RefSeq, a predicted model, not a curated record